AUGUCCUACAUGCUUCCGCAUCUACACAAUGGCUGGCAGGUAGACCAGGUCAUCCUUUCAGAGGAGGACUGCGUGAUCCUCAUUCACUUCAGACAAGACUGGGGCCCCACUUGCAUGAAGAUGGACGAAGUUCUGUACAUCAUCGCCAAAACGAAAUGGAAGAUAGCCUGUUUUGCGACCGAUUAUAUGGUAAAUUUUGGAGAAGUCCCUGAUUUUAAUAAAUUAGCUCAGUUGUAUGACACAUGCUCCAUUAUGUUUUUCUUCAGAAGCAAAUAUAUCAUGGUUGAUUUGGGCACUGGAAACAACAAAAUCAACUGGACCUUGAAAGACAAGCAAAACAUGGAUGACCUCAUAGAGACCAUAUACCAUGAUGCCUGCAAAGACCAGAGUCUGGUGGCAUCUCCCAAAGACUAUUCUACAAAGUACAGAUAUUAA
This is a messenger RNA of Rattus rattus (black rat), 435 nucleotides long. RefSeq names its product thioredoxin-like protein 4A. The transcript has 6 exons. Gene Ontology annotation, cellular component: U4/U6 x U5 tri-snRNP complex; spliceosomal complex; U5 snRNP. Bases 1 to 435 code for a protein of 144 amino acids. Gene Ontology annotation, biological process: mRNA splicing, via spliceosome. Lineage: Eukaryota; Metazoa; Chordata; Mammalia; Rodentia; Muridae. The record is from RefSeq and is a predicted model, not a curated record.